This is a messenger RNA of Penicillium canescens, 1143 nucleotides long. Its product is annotated as putative isopropanol dehydrogenase. Bases 1 to 1143 code for a protein of 380 amino acids. The record is from RefSeq and is a predicted model, not a curated record. The transcript has a single exon. NCBI's taxonomy places the organism in Eukaryota, Fungi, Ascomycota, Eurotiomycetes, Eurotiales, Aspergillaceae.
AUGGACUCUAAUCGAGUGACCCAAAAUCGCGCCCUGUGGCUAAGUUCGUUCGACAAGCCUCUGGAGCUAGUUGACCUACCCAUUCCUGAUGCAACAGUCGGCUCGGUGGUUGUACAGGUCCUCAACACUGUUAUUCAGCCCUACGCCGAGGAUAUCCACACCGGAAAAUUACCAGUGUUCAAUCUUUCUCUGCCUUUAGUGCCGCAUCCUAGCCACAUCGGGCGAGUACACGCCGUUGGGCCGGAUGCGGUGCGUGCGAAGCCCGGCGAUCUCGUCUUUUUCUCUGGCUCCAUCCAGGCGCGAGACGAUCCGGAUGUACGCAUCAUCCAAGGCCAUCAUGGUGGGGAAGGUGACGCUGGCCGGAAGCUCAUGCAAGGAGAGUGGCGUGACGGGGCUCUCCAACAGUAUCAAAAGGUGCCACUGGAGGCCAUCUUCGUGCUCAAUGAACAACGUCUGGUGGAAGAAUUGGGAUAUAGUCCUGCAGACCUCCACGAGCUGUCGUUCUACGUCAUCGGGGUUGGUGCUAUAUGUGAAGCAGCCAAAAUUCAAGCCGGUGAGACCAUCGCUAUCGGGCCAGCCACCGGUACUUUUGGUGGUAUUAGCAGCGACGUAGCGCUUGCAAGAGGCGCCUAUGUUAUCGCACUCGGCCGCAGUGAAGAGAAACUCCAACGGUUGGCCAAGCAGCUGGGAAACCAUGAUCGCUUCGGCUACGUUGUCAUGACUGGAGAUCAGGCGGCUGACGCAGCCGCAAUUAGAGAGGCUACUCCAGAGGGGCGUGGUGUCGAGGUGUUCAAUGACUGGGCGUCCGGCGAGUUGAAUGGAUCCCCGUUCCUCUCUGCGGCCAUUCGAGCUGUGCGCCCAGGGGGCAGGAUCGUUCUCAGCGGUGGCCCGGCUGGCGACCUUCAAGUGCCUUACACUCUCGUAAUGCACCUCAACCUCCAAAUCAUUGGGAAACUCAUGGUCACGAGGACUGGAGUGGAUCUGACCUUGAAGAUGGCCAACUCGGGAGUUCUCAAGCUCGGGAAGCGGGGUGGCUCGACGCACAAUGUCUACAGUCUGGAGCAACACCACGAAGCAUUCCGGUACGCAGCCAAAAACAGCGGAUUUCGGGUCUAUACAGAUAUUGCGCCCAACGCGUGGUGA